Molecule: messenger RNA, 423 nt
Organism: Penicillium cinerascens
Lineage: Eukaryota; Fungi; Ascomycota; Eurotiomycetes; Eurotiales; Aspergillaceae
Exons: 1
Coding region: 1-423 (140 amino acids)
Source: RefSeq, a predicted model, not a curated record
AUGUCUCCAAUAUGCCUCGCCUCCCGUGCGGAGCGGAUCUACAACCGCACCUUGAAAGAGAAGCGUCCAAUCAAUUUCACCGCCGAGAAUGUGCACUUACUUAUCCAACACUUCCGUAAUAUCCAUGGCACCAAGGACGAUAAUCCUGGACUGCGCAAUGCUCUGGCAAUCAUAGCGAUCAAUCGGAAGCACCCAGAUAUGGUCCAGAAGAUGUACAGCGACAUCGGUGCCGGAAGCCCCAAGGGCUACGCCUCUCUCUGGUCUGACAAAGAGCACAUCGAUGAGGUUGAACUUGAAAUUUCAGAGGAACUGGAAAUUGAAGAUGCCAACGGAGUGCAAGGCCCUCCUUGGAUCUUGCCCGCCGACCCUUCAUCACGGGGCGAUUCUGAAGUGGAAGUCAUCGAUAUGACCGGUGGCUGUUGA